UUUUUUCCCCUUAAAAAUUUUUAGCUGUCCAGGCUUUAAGAAAGUUGAAAUCUUUUCCCCUGAAUGAUGCAACAUGUUUUUGGUUGUUGGUGAACUUUUCUGGAUUAUUGAGUUUUUGUUUCAGUUCUGUAAUUGGUUAAACCCUUUGUGUUUAGCUCAACUGAGGAGGCUCUGUUUGGGGGAACAACUGAGGAUUGAAGAUAUUAUUCCAUCAUCCGAGUCUCUUGCAACUCGAGACUAUUCAGCUAGUGGGUAUUCUUCGCGUGCCGGAGAUGACGCCAAGGCAGACACCAGUAACAUAGAAGAAGCAGAAUCAUCACUUCGUGAGAGUGGCAUUUUGAAUUAUGAGGAAGCAAGAGCAUUAUUAGGUCGGCUUGAGUAUCAAAAAGGUAACAUUGAGGCUGCUCUUCAUGUAUUUGAGGGAAUAGAUAUUGCUGCGGUGGUUCCGAAGAUAAAACUUUCGAUUGCAAGAAGAUGUGAGAUACCAAGACGGAAUUCACUUAGCGACGCUAUCCCACCUAUGUCAAUGCAUGCAGUAAGUCUGCUCUUUGAGGCCAUUUUACUCAAAGCAACAUCCCUGCAGGCACUUGGGAGGUUUACAGAAGCUGCUCAGUCGUGUACAGUGAUACUGGAUACAGUUGAGUCUGCUUUGCCAGAUGGCUUACAUGAGAACUUUUCUGCUGAUUGCAAAUUGUUGGAAACCUUGAACAAGGCGGUGGAGUUACUUCCUGAGCUGUGGAAGCUAGCUUGUGCUCCUCAAGAAGCAAUCUUGUCAUAUAGAAGGGCCCUGCUUUAUCGGUGGAAUCUUGAUGUGGAAACGAGAAGCAAAAUAGAAAAGCAGUAUGCUAUAUUUCUCUUAUACAGUGGCACUGAUGCAGCUCCUCCAAAUCUUCGCGCACAGGCAGAAGGUUCCUUCAUACCUAGAAACAAUAUAGAAGAAGCUAUUUUGCUGCUUCUGGUCCUUCUAAGAAGAUACAUCGUCAAUAAAAUUGUAUGGGAUCCAUCGAUCUUGGAUCACCUCUGCUUUGCAUUAUCCAUUGCAGGUGAGUUUAGGGCACUCGCCCAUCAGGUUGAGGAGUUGCUCCCUGGAAUUGUUGUUAGAAGACAAAAGUACACUACCCUUGCCCUGUGUUAUUAUGCAGAAGGUGAUGACAUGGUCUCUUUGAAUCUGUUAAGGAACCUGAUGAAUAACAGGGACAACGAGAACGGCAUAUUUGAGUUACUACUUGCUGCCAAAAUUUGUGCAGAGUAUCCCAAUUUAUCGGAAGAAGGGAUGGGGUAUGCCCGGAAAGUGCUCCCAAAAAUUGAUGGGAAAUGUAACCAGAUGGCUAGUGUUGCAAAAUGCUUACUUGGUCUUCUGCUCUCAGGUCGAUCUCGUGCCCUCGUGUCUGAUUCUGAGAGAACGUCAAGACUGAGUGAAGCUCUUGAAUCACUUGAAUCGGCACAAAAGAUAACUGAAGGAAGAAAUCCUACUGUUCUUUUCUACCUUAGUUUGGAGAAUGCAGAGCAGAGAAAGUUGGAUAUUGCUCUCUACUAUGCAAAGCAGCUGUUGAAGUUGGAGGGAGGAUCUACUGUCAGAGGAUGGCUUCUUCUUGCUCGUAUACUAUCUGCUCAAAAGAGGUAUAUAGAUGCAGAAAACAUAAUUAAUGCUGCACUAGACGAAACAGGAAAAUGGAAUCAAGGAGAACUACUACGCACUAAGGCGAAACUACAGAUUGCCCAGGAACAUCUGCGGGAUGCGGUGGAGACAUAUACUCAUCUUCUUUCUGUACUCCAAGUUCAGAGAAAAAGUUUUGGAGUUCAGAAAAAGUUGUUAAAGAACAUGAGAAACAACACUAGAAGUUUAGAAAUGGAAACAUGGCAUGACCUAGCAAAUGUGUACACAAGCUUGUCUCAGUGGCGUGAUGCGGAGGUUUGCCUAAUCAAAUCUGAGGCUAUCAAUCCUCAUUCUGCUUCAAGAUGCCACUCUGCAGGGUUACUCUAUCAAGCUAGAGGACUCCACAAAGAGGCAUUACAAUCUUUUCAGAAGGCUUUAGACAUAGAACCAAACCAUGUUCCUAGUUUGGUUUCCACUGCCAUUGUUCUUCGACAACUCAGCGGCCAAACAUUGCCUGUCGUGAAAAGCUUUCUGACCGAUGCAUUACGGCNUCAAUGCUUCCCUCCAUUGUUCUUUACACAGCACGAAGGGAAUUCAACAACAGAACUUUUCCAACACACAUACCUUUACUAA
This is a messenger RNA of Nicotiana tabacum (common tobacco), 2230 nucleotides long. Its product is annotated as protein NPGR2-like. NCBI's taxonomy places the organism in Eukaryota, Viridiplantae, Streptophyta, Magnoliopsida, Solanales, Solanaceae. The record is from RefSeq and is a predicted model, not a curated record. Gene Ontology annotation, molecular function: protein binding.